AUGUCGAUGUGGAUGUCUAGGCUGCGGCUGGGCGAGCGAAUUGCGCCUGCCUCUGAUCACCCGCCCCGUGCGCCGUGCCUGCUGGUGGCCGCGCCACAGGAGUCAAAGGCCAAGGAGUCCAUUGCAGCGCUCAAGGCCGAGGUCACGCACCUGCAGCGGCUGGCAGAGGCGGGGCAGGCGCUGAGCAGCGGCGAGGAGGCGACGCUGGCGGCGCUGGUGGACCAGAUCUUGGCCAUGCGGUCUGAGAUGCUGGAGGUGGCGGAAAAGAUCUCUGAGAAGAGGAGCGAAGCGGAGCGUGAGGGGCGCAAGCGGGAACGGCUGGAGAAGGAGGCGCGGGAGCUCAAGGCGUCUGUCGAGGCGCGCACGACCGAGGCACGGUCCAAGCAGGUGGAAAUCCAGGCGGCAGAGGAGCAGGUGGCGCGCCUCGAGGGCGGCAUCAAGGAGGCGAAGGCCGCCACAGACAAGGUGCAGAAGGAGUACAACGCCCUCAGCGAAAAGGUGGUGAAGCUGCACCACGACCUGGAGGAGCAGGUGCACCACAAUAGCCAGCUCAUGGCGGACAACGGCGCCCGGCAGGUCGAGAUUCGCGCGCGCGAGGAGGAGCUGGCGGUGAUUCGCGCUGAGGUGGCGCGCGUCAACAAGGUGCGAGAUGCGGCGCUGAAGAAGACCAAGGCGGCGGAGGAGGCGCGUGAGGCGCUGGAGGCGGAGCGGGACAGCCUCAGGAGCCAGAUCGCGUCCCUGGAGCGCGAUGUGGCUGUGGCCAAGCAGGAGGGUGAGGCUGAGCGCCGCAAGCUGGAGGACCUGAAGCAUGAGAGGGACAUCCUGCUCAAGAUGAGGUCAAACGCCGAGAACGCGACGUCGCGCCAGUCUGAUCUGGUGCGCGUGGCGGAGAACACCCGCAAGAACCUGGAGAACGAGAUCAACGGGUACCGAGCGGAGGCGGCGCGCAUGAGCAAGUCGAUCUGGUCCCUGGAGAAGGAGCGGGAGAAGUACAGCGGGGAGGCGGCGGAGGCGGACGCAAAGUACCAGCAGGUGUGCGGAGUGCGGCACGAGAUGCAGAUGCUGGUGUGCGAAUGGUCGUUUGUGCCGCAGCACCACUGCCACGGGCGGGCCCUGGAGGAGGUGAAGGUGCGCGAGGUGGCCAUCGUGGAGCUGCAGAAGCGUAUCAGCGAGGGCGAGGGGCGCCUGAAGCAGCAGCAGGCCCUGUAUGAGGCGGUGCGCGCCGACCGCAACCUCUACAGCAAGACGCUCAUAGAGGCCCAGGACGAAAUUUCUGAGCUCAAGCGGAAGUUCAAGAUCCAGGGGCACCAGGUUGACCAGCUGAAGGAAGAGAUUGGUGUGAAAGACCUGGCCCUGGUCAAGGAGCAUUUUGACCACAUGAAGGUUGAGAAGGAGAAGGACGCCCUGCGCAUGGAGCUGACCAAGGCCAGGGCGCAGAUCGGGGAGGCGGACGCCGCCAUAGGGGCGCAGAAGUCUGAGCUGGACAAGCUCAAGGCAGUGGUGGUGGAGGCGGACGCGGAGCGCCUGAGGCAGCGCAAGGAGUACGACCUGGUGAUGGGGGAGCGCGACAUCCUGGGCAGCCAGCUGAUCCGCCGCAACGAUGAGCUGGCGCUUCUGUACGAGAAGGUCAAGCUGCAGGGGGCGGCGCUGGCGCGGGGUGCGGUGCAGUACAGGGACAGGGUGUCUGAGAUCCGCGUGCUCAAGGUGCGGCUGGCUGACCUGCGGCGCCAGCUGCAUGUGCUGCGCUCAGGGGCUGCCAACGUCGACGUCCUCAAGCGCGAGGUGACGGGGGCUGCUGUGGCGGCGCUGGGCCGCAGCCUGCUGGCGGAGCGCACCAAGGUCAAGGCGCUGAGCGAGGAGCUGGAGAACCCCCUCAACGUGCACAGGCGCGUGCUUUGGGGGGCGCGCGGUUGCGCUAGGUGGCGCAAGCUGGAGGGCAGCGACCCUAGCGCGUAUGAGAUGAUCCAGAAGAUCCAGGCCCUGCAGAAGCGGCUCAUUGCCAAGACUGAGGAGGCCGUGGAGAAGGACAUGCUCAUCCAGGAGAAGGAGCGGCUGUAUGUCGAGCUGAAGAACAUCCUGGCGCGCCAGCCCGGCCCCGAGGUGGCGGAGCAGGUGGCGCUCUACCAGGGCAGCCUGCGCGGCAAGACCAAGCAGCUCAAGGCCAUGGCCUCGGAGCUCAACAUGGCACAGGCGCAGGUGGCCGAGUACCGCUAUGAGAUCGAGCGGCUGGCAAAGGAGUUGGGGGAGCUGAAGAAGCGCUGGUUCGAUGCAAAGCGGCGAGAGCAGCAGCAGCAGCAGCAUCAGCAGCGCAGCAGCGGUGGCGGCGGCGGUACGGGCGCGCAGAAGCAGCAGCAGUCGGGCGGCGCCGCGGGACCCGCGGGAGGGGGCAGCAGAGACGGCGGACUCGGGGUGGCCGCGGCCGGGCAAGCGGUCAAGGGUGGCGGAGCCGCAGUGGUGUGA
This is a messenger RNA of Monoraphidium neglectum, 2460 nucleotides long. RefSeq names its product Coiled-coil domain-containing protein. The transcript has 22 exons. The record is from RefSeq and is a predicted model, not a curated record. Gene Ontology annotation, cellular component: cytoskeleton. The coding region runs from base 1 to 2460 and encodes 819 amino acids. Lineage: Eukaryota; Viridiplantae; Chlorophyta; Chlorophyceae; Sphaeropleales; Selenastraceae.